UCGUGUAGAACGCGUUACGCGCCGCGAAAUUCGUACCAUUUAUACCAGUGCUCGUGUUUUGUGACCAUCACGAUGAAAGCCAUAACUGCUGUGUGCGCAACCGGAGCGUCCGUGCCGGCGAUCGCCAGCGGACGAGUUCAGAGACAUCGGGACGGCGAAAACGCCGAAAUCCAGAUGUAUCUUUCCAAGUUACAAGACCUGGUGCCGUUCAUGCCCAAGAACAGGCGGAUCUCAAAACUGGAGGUGAUCCAACACGUGAUUGACUACAUCUGCGACCUGCAAUCGGCUUUGGAGAAUCAUCCUGCAGUGGGCCAAUUUGAGGCUGAGGCGGCGUUGGCGCCUGCGUAUGCCUCACCCCCCAGGCCGCGUCGCCGUCCUCUCGGACCCCGACCGGCGCCCAACACCAUCCUCCCCGCUGACAAGGCCGUAUCCACAACACACCACUCCAGCCACACGACCCCAGAAAAACAAGAUCAACCAGACAGGCCGAUGUCGUGUUAAGUGAUCAAUAGUUUAUAAGGACAUUUUUAUUAAUGGUGAACUUCAAUACCUCGAGGUGCAUGGGAAGCGCUCCGCGAGAGAAGGAUGGUGGCAGUACCUCAGGUUCAGGAGCCUCCUGCAUCAGUUCCAGUGAACUUCAUCUCACGAUGAUAUCCUAAGUACGAUCUCGUUAAGAUCAAUGUAAUACGUUAAUUUAAUUAUUUCGUGGCAUUACGUGCAGAAGAAGACUAAAGCAUUGCAAUGCAAUCGGCCGCUUUGUACUCCGGCCGACGGCAACCAAGGCGUCGUCGUUGCAGAGGCGUUUGUUUUGUUAUAAUGUUAAUGUAAAAAGCUUUAUUAGUUAUUAAUUUAGGUUGAUGUACGUGAACGUGUUUGUAAAUAUUAAUGUUGAGUGAUUUACGACAUCUAGAUAAUUUUUAGUAUUUUCUUCACAAAAAGAAUUAUACAGUACUUUUCUCAUAUCACACAAUAGGAUGCAAUAAACAUUUCCUUCUAUUCAUAAAUUUUUCACAAUGAUAAAAAAGUUUUUUUUUAAUUAGGUAUUUAGUUUUAAAACGAUGCUUCCAUUUAUAUCAAAGACGUAAAUCAAUUCAAAGUUGAUUUACCUAUAUAAUUAUAUUAUUUUAAGUUAUAAAAAAUUCUUAAGUGUGAUUAUGCAUGGCGAUUUUGUUGCUCUUAUAGAUUAUAAAAAUAUAAGUUCUAAACGCAUAAUUACUAUUAUUAAUUUAUCGUUCUGCGUUUAGUUCAAAUUAUGAUUGUAAAUAGUGUAUGUAAUUAUAUGAAAAAUUAUAUAAAAAAUUUAGCGAAAAAUUAUCAAAUUUAAUACCUUUUAUGAUUUUAUAUUGAAUAUAAGGUGAAAAUGCUUUAAUUAUCUUAUAUAAUCCUUUAUUAAUGGCGUAUUAUGAUUUUAAACAGACUGUUAUAGUUUUAGUUAUGUUCGGGUUGCGUUAUAAAUGAUGACAAAUUGUAUUGUUAAUAUAGCAUGACGUAUGGGUAAGAUAGUGGGGUAAAACCGAUCUCAGUAUGGAAAUUGUUUUAUGUCUUAAGAAAUCGUGUCCAUAAUAUUUGUUUUACAUAACAAAGAUCACUUAUGGUUGCGUUGGCCACGUAAAUAGAUAGGCUAGUUAUCAGAUCAAGGACUAAAAGACUUCGCUUACUCAGUUUCCAUAAUGAAAGCGUAACCUCACUUAUACCAAUCUUUGACCACACAUUUGUAACUAGAUUUCAAUAUUCGUCACAAAAUAUAUAAGUUGACUGAUUCACAAAUAUUUGAUGUAUCUUUCGUAUUUCUCUUCAUCAAUUCGCACUGAUUUUUGUAUAAGUACCUACCGCAAAAGAAAAUAAAAAGCAUUAUUGAAUUAUUCAUA
Pararge aegeria (speckled wood butterfly) is the source of this 1868-nucleotide messenger RNA. It is a transcript of the gene emc, whose product is annotated as protein extra-macrochaetae. Gene Ontology annotation, biological process: cell differentiation; negative regulation of transcription by RNA polymerase II; circadian regulation of gene expression. Bases 73 to 501 code for a protein of 142 amino acids. The transcript has 2 exons. NCBI's taxonomy places the organism in Eukaryota, Metazoa, Arthropoda, Insecta, Lepidoptera, Nymphalidae. Gene Ontology annotation, cellular component: cytoplasm; nucleus. The record is from RefSeq and is a predicted model, not a curated record. Gene Ontology annotation, molecular function: transcription regulator activity; protein dimerization activity.